AUGUCUUCGUAUAAUAGAUUAAAAAAACAUCGCCAAUUGAAACGGUCAGCUGUUGAAGAAUUAUGUAUGAUAUCAAGUAAUAAAUCAAGUGUUGUUGAACAAAUUAUAAUUGAAAAUUCAGAUUCUUCCUCAGAUAUAUAUUUGGAAUACAAUAACGUUCGUAAUUUGACAAAUUUCUCUGCUGGGUAUACUAGCCGAUCUCCAGAUUUUGUCACCUCAAAUCAUAAUGAAUCUCCUAUGUCAUACCCAGCAUCUCUGGAAUCUUCGAAUUCGGAUGGAAGCUGUAGUGGAGGAAGUGUCAAUCAAGAUGAAAAUGAUACAGUAACUACUUUCCGUGACAAACUUCAAAGCUGGGCUGUUAGGUUCAGAAGAAACCUGACAAUUGAAACAAUAGAUGGCUUAUUAGACUUGUUAGGGUCUGAAAAUAUCUAUGAUUUGCCAAAAUCAGCAGCUGCUUUAUUGAAAACUAAAUCGAAUAAAAAAUAUAAAAACUAUAAUGAGCUCAAAGAACACUAA
Molecule: messenger RNA, 516 nt
Organism: Macrosiphum euphorbiae (potato aphid)
Lineage: Eukaryota; Metazoa; Arthropoda; Insecta; Hemiptera; Aphididae
Source: the annotation of a GenBank genome assembly